Budorcas taxicolor (takin) is the source of this 1171-nucleotide messenger RNA. RefSeq names its product ssu-2 homolog (gene SSUH2). Lineage: Eukaryota; Metazoa; Chordata; Mammalia; Artiodactyla; Bovidae. The record is from RefSeq and is a predicted model, not a curated record. The transcript has 12 exons. The coding region runs from base 31 to 1155 and encodes 374 amino acids.
CAGACACUUCCUUGACUGGACAUCUGGACCAUGGACAGGGAUCUGAGUGACGACAGUAUGGUAGACCUCAGUUUCGAGGCUGACAGUCCUCUGGCGCCCCCGGCAGAACUCCUAGAGACGCUGCCCAGCUGUGACUGGGUCCUUCAAGGGGACAGACACCAGAUAUUUUUCCCACCUUCAGAGACCGCAGGGAGACCCCAGGAACAAAGAUGCUGGUCCUCAUUUCUGGAACACAGAGUCCCCGUGGUGACAGAAGAGGUGGCCCGGGAAGCCCUCCUCAGCUUCGUGAACUCUAAAUGCUGUUACGGCAGCGCAGCCGCCGGUGACCUCGUCAUCCUGGAGCUGAAGCAGCAGAACCUGUGCCGGUAUCGAUUGGAGACCUUCAGUGAAUCCAGGAUAAGUGAAUGGACUUUUCAGCCCUUUACCAAUCACUCCGUGGAUGGGCCACAAAGAGGAACCUCCCCCAGGCUCUGGGACAUCAAGGUCCAGGUUCCCCCAAUGUUUCAGGAAGACACUAGGAGGUUCCAAGUCCCUCACUCGUCAUUGGUCAAGGAAUGCCACAAAUGCCACGGGCGUGGACGCUACAGGUGCAGUGGCUGCCACGGGGCUGGCAUGGCUCGGUGCUCCUCCUGCAGUGGCGCCAAGCGCAAAGCCAAGUCCGCCCGGCGGUGUCAGAUGUGCUCGGGGUCUGGCAGGCGGAGAUGCAGCACGUGCUCUGGGAGGGGGAACAAGACCUGUGCCACCUGUAAGGGCGAGAAGAAGCUGCUGCACUUCGUCCAGCUGGUCAUCGCGUGGAAGAACAGCCUGUUUGAGUUUGUGUCUGAGCACCAGCUGGACUUCCCUGGGGAGCUGCUUGCUAAAGCCAGAGGAGAGACCCUCUUUAAGGAUGAAAACACAACGGUGUAUCCCAUUGUGGACUUCCCCCUGCGGGAGAUCUCUCUGGCCUCCAGGCGCGGCAUCUCAGAACACAGCGCCGCUCUGGCCUCCCGGGCCCGCGUCCUGCAGCAGCGCCAGACCCUGGAGCUGAUCCCCCUCACAGAAGUCCGUUACUGGUACCGAGGAAAGACUGACGCCUACUACAUCUAUGGCACCGACCACCAAGUGUAUGUGGUGGAUUACCCCGAGAGAUACUGCUGUGGCUGCACCAUCAUCUGACACCGCACAGCUGCCC